Myxocyprinus asiaticus (Chinese sucker) is the source of this 8890-nucleotide messenger RNA. RefSeq names its product protein bicaudal D homolog 2-like. The transcript has 9 exons. Gene Ontology annotation, molecular function: dynein complex binding; dynactin binding; cytoskeletal adaptor activity. Gene Ontology annotation, biological process: regulation of microtubule cytoskeleton organization; microtubule anchoring at microtubule organizing center; protein localization to organelle. The record is from RefSeq and is a predicted model, not a curated record. Lineage: Eukaryota; Metazoa; Chordata; Actinopteri; Cypriniformes; Catostomidae. Gene Ontology annotation, cellular component: Golgi apparatus; cytosol. The coding region runs from base 253 to 2805 and encodes 850 amino acids.
GGAAACCCACAAUCUGGCCGAUGCCUCAGUAGAUAGCAGAUUCUCUUUUCCAUGUUAUUGACGGGGAGAGGAGCGGAGGUGACCGACCUGCAGCCAUGGAGAAAUAAACAGCAAGCUCCUCUUCCCCUGGAAAUAAAAAGAAAAUAGUAAAUAAAGCACUUCAUGAGCAGAACUAUAUACGAGCGAAGGUGGAUACGCGUGUGAAUCAUGCCGUGCACGCACAGAAGAAUCUGAAAGCUUCUGCCGUUAAAGAUGUCCGCAGAGCAGCAGCGUGACUGGAUGAUGCGGGCGGAGAUGGAGCGGCUGUCCCGGGAGCUGGCCGAAACCACGCAGGAGAAGAUCCAGGCGGCGGAGUACGGUCUGGCGGUGCUUGAGGAAAAACAGCUGCUCAAGCAGCAGUACGAUGAGUUGGAGGCGGAAUAUGAGAGCGUCCGCCAAGAGCUGGAGCAGCUGCGAGAGGCAUUUGGACAGGCUCACUCAAACCACAGGAAGGUGGCGGCGGAUGGCGAGAGCCGCGAGGAAUCGCUCAUCCAGGAGUCGGCGUGUAAGGAGGCAUAUUACGAGCAGCGCAUGCAGGAGCUGCAGGCAGAACUGCGGCAGGCACGGAACAUCCUGACCAACACCCAAUCAGAGAACGAGCGCCUGUCCACCAUCACUCAGGAGCUGAGAGAGAACAGUCAGAUGGUGGAGCUGCAGAGGUCACGUCUGCGUGAUGACAUCAAAGAGUUCAAGUUCCGUGAGUCUCGACUGCUGCAGGACUACAGUGAACUGGAGGAGGAGAACAUCACCCUGCAGAAACAUGUGUCUGUCCUGAAACAGAGCCAGGUGGAGUUUGAGGGUCUGAAGCAUGAAAUUCGUCGUCUGGAGGAAGACACUCAGUUUCUGAACAGUCAGUUGGAAGACGCCAUCCGCCUGAAGGAGAUCGCUGAGAGACAGCUCGGAGAAGCACUAGAGACCAUCAAGACUGAGAGAGAGCAGAAGGCUGCUUUGAGAAAGGAGUUGUCUCAGUAUAUGAGAAUCGGGGACUCGAUGUACCACAGUCCUUUGAGUAUCUCCCUCGAUGGACUGAAGUUUAGCGACGACACGUCAGUCGAGCCAAAUAACGACGAACCCAUCCACAGCUACGAGAACACUUUUGACAAGAUCACCAACGGCGAUGACAACCGCGUUUCCACGCCCAAAAAAGGAGAGCUGUUCCACCCUUCCUCCAGCCUCGUGGACAAUCUACUGAGUGAACUCAACAUCUCUGAGAUACAGAAACUAAAACAACAACUGCUGCAGGUGGAGCGAGAGAAGGUGACGCUACUGUCAACACUGCAGGAUUCUCAGAAGCAGCUUGAGCAGGCUCAUGGAGCACUAUCUGAGCAACAUGAGAAGGUCAGCCGUCUCACCGAGAACCUCAAUGUUAUGCGCAAGCUCAAGGCCAACAAAGAGCGCCAGUCCGCUCUGGACAACGAGAAAGAGCGCGACAGCCACGAGGAUAGUGACUACUAUGAGGUGGACAUCAACGGCCCUGAGAUCCUGGAGUGCAAGUACAAGGUUGCUGUGUCCGAGGCAAGUCAACUGAAGGAGGAGCUUAAAACACUGAAGGCGGAGCAUUCAGCCUGUCAAUCACAGUACAAGGAGGAGCGGGUGCAGCUGGAUAGCCAGGUGGCAUCUCUGAGUGCUCAGGUCACUUCUUUGGAGCACAGCAGCAGAGCGGACCGCGAGCAACUGGCACAACUCGAAAAAGAGCUUCGUCAAGCCAGCGAAGUGGCGGGGGAAUCCCAGGGCAGCCUUAACGUAGCACAAGACGAGCUGGCCACCUUUAGCGAAGAGCUCGCCAACCUGUAUCACCACGUCUGCAUGUGCAACAACGAAACGCCGAACCGCAUCAUGCUCGACUACUACCGUGAAGGUAAAGCCGGAGUUAACGGGACGCAAAUCACAGGUCGGGCUAGUCCUGAAGGUCGUGGCCACCGCUCUCCCAUCCUGCUAACGCGGGGUCUGUUUCCUGCUGCCGACGCCAGCGAUGGAGCUUCUUCUCCGGUCUACUCCAUUCCGUCCCCAACGGCUGAUCCUCGCAAGGAGCCCAUGAACAUCUAUAACCUGGUGGCCAUCAUCCGGGACCAAAUCAGGCACCUGCAGCUGGCUGUGGACCGCACGACGGAGCUCUCCCGCCAGCGCGUGGCGUCUCUGGAAUUGGGUCUCGGGUCAGACCGAGAACAGGAGGCCAGCGUGGAGGAGAUUCUUAAGCUCAAAUCGCUCCUCAGCACCAAGAGGGAGCAGAUCGCUACACUGAGAACCGUCCUGAAGGCAAACAAACAGACUGCUGAAGUGGCGCUGGCCAACCUGAAGAGCAAGUAUGAGAAUGAGAAGGCCAUGGUGACUGAAACCAUGAUGAAGCUUCGCAAUGAGCUCAAAGCUCUGAAAGAGGACGCCGCCACCUUCUCCUCACUCAGAGCCAUGUUUGCCACUCGAUGUGACGAGUACGUCAUUCAGUUGGAUGAGAUGCAGCGUCAGCUGGCAGCCGCAGAGGACGAGAAGAAGACGCUGAACUCUCUCCUCCGUAUGGCUAUUCAACAGAAGCUUGCACUCACGCAGCGACUGGAAGACCUCGAGUUCGACCACGAGCAGACCCGCCGGGGCGGAGCCAACGGCCGUGCCAAGGUCGCCUCCUCACGCGGGAGAUCCGCCCACAACUCCACCCACUCCCACGUAAGUCACGCCCCCACCGCCACAUGUGGGGGUCGCGGUGAGCCCAACGGCCACGUGGGAACGCCGGUGGUCUUCUGCAGCGAAAAGUACAAGAUCUACUGCGACUGAAGCUGUUGCUUUGAUAGCUGACUGUACAGAGCUCCACUCACACGCUCUUGCUUGCUGUGUGCUAAUCCAUAUGAUGUCUUCAUGUGUUUUGGGCAGAAUAUGGUCACGCCUGCCAGCGUUCUAGUAUCCAGCAGAAUAAAGAUGUAGAGCUUGCUGAGGGCAGAAUAAUAGUGUUUAGUCUUAAAGGUUCACAGAGAGGACUGCUUGUCUUCUUGCGGUAUUAUGGUGCUUAAAGGAAUAUUCCAGGUUCAAUACAAGUUAAACUCAGUCGACAGCAUUUGUGGCAUAAAGUUGAUUACCUCAAAACUUAAUUUCGACUCGUCCGUCCUUUUCUUCAAAUCAAGGUUACAGUGAGGGUAGAAAUGUGAAGCUUAUCAUUUUAUAAAAGCACUUAUAUUAAUUCUUCUAUUAAUACUUGUGUUAUUUGAGCUAUAAAGUUGUUAAAAAAGGUUGUUUUUAUGGUCGUUUUAGGGUUUACAUCAUCAUGGCAACAAAGUUGUAAAAUUGACUAUAACUUUACACAGAAAAGGUUAGUAAGUGAUUUUAUCACACUAAAAUCAUUUUAACACACAUAUAGUUUUCGUCUUGUGGCUAUACGUGAGUAUUUUAAUUAGAGGUCAACCGAUAGUGGACUUUGCCGAUACCGAUAUCUAAGAUGGUGGAAAAGCCGAUAACCGAUUAAUCGGCCGAUAGUUUUUAAAAUUGAUUAAUUGUUAAAAAAUGUUCUUAGUCUUUUCUUACUCUGACGGGCAUAAACAUUGAUGCCACAAGAUUCCAAAAUGAAUAAAAUCCCAAAUGCAGUUUAUUGUUCAACCAAAAUCCCAAUAAUAAUCAGAAAAAAAUGGAGACUUUGUGUGUAAUAUAGGACUUUUAACUACAAAAAAGCCUGAAACACACUGAGGACUGUUAUUUUUAAAUGAUGGAAAUUUGGCGGCCUUACAGUGCUCUAUAGUUUAGAAGGCUAUUUAUCAAAUGUAGCUUUUUAUAGCCUUUAUAUUCACAGGAUAAAAUAUAUAAAAGAAUAUUAUCAAUGACGACAGAUUUAGAGCAAAUCCCCACGAGGUGUCAGUGAUCAUUUAUUUCACCUUGUAAUAUAGAACUAAGCUAUUCUAACAGUCAAAUCUUCAAGUGCUGGGCACAGAGGAACAUGGAGGAAUAAAACCAAUAGUCCCAAAAAGCAACUAUCGGUUCUGAUUAAUUGGUAAAACCGAUAUAUCAGUCUACCUCUAGUUUUAACUUUUACAGAUUGGCCCCAUUCACUUCCAUUGUAAGUGCAUCACUGUAACCUUGAUUUUUUUAAAGGAACGGAAGGAGACGAGUUGAAAUAAAUUUUAUGGUAAUCGAUAAUAUGCUGCAAAUUCUGUCGAUUGAGUUUAACUCGUACUGAACCCGGAAUAUUCCUUUAAAGCAGCUUUGCAUGUGGGUGUGUACGUGUUCUUAGAUUUGACCGAUAUAUGUGCUAGAUAGAGAACGCGUUGAAGGCCAAUAGCUAUUUGCCCUCUCUCUUUCAAAAGAUUGUUUCCUCUGACCUUCGUUCCAGGAGAAGAAAACUGCUUGAACCAGCUAAAGGUGGUCUGACUAAACUAGCCUGACAAGUUUAAUGGCCAGCUAAGACCGGCAAACCACCUAAGGCCGGUUCAAGCUGUUUUUCAAGCAGGGAUUUCUCUCUUGCCUCUGAAAUGGGCAGCCCGUCCAAUCAGGUCACGUGUGUUUACGUGACAGAUCAAAAUAAAUAUGCAAACUUUCUCCCUGCCUUAUUGACGUGCAGGAAAACCCAUUGAAUUGUGCCAUUCUGUUUAGCUAGAAUUAAAAAAACAACAGAAUUUGACGGGUUUGGCCCAAGAGUGAGUGUUUUGAGGGAUGUCGCUCAUGAGGAGGCAGGCGGGAACGCACGCGGUCCAUACAUAAGCAUGCGCCGGGAAGCGAACCGGUUUCUGGCCCAUUUUUCAGUUUGCAGUUGCUUAUAGAUGUGUGGCUGCAAAACUAUUUCUGAGAGCUUUAUCUUGUUCUACACUUGAUUUUUUAUGUACUUGAGCACAUUUGACACAGGGCUUAAUGCAAUGAAGUCAUGGUGAAGGGCUUUACUUGUUGAUGUCAUAAUUCACUCCAGUCUGUGUAUUUGCGUGUAGAACAAACCGUGGAGGAGCCUUGUAUGUCGUGACUCUCAUGUCAAGACAACACAAAUCAUGACAUCUCUUUUUGUCAAACACACAAUGGGAGUCCUUAGGUAACAUAUGGUAUGAAAUCACCCUCAAACCAUAUAGAAAACAUAUUGAGUCAUGUUCAAAAGAUAGUAAGGUCUAUUCCCAUAUGGUCUAGUGGUUAGGAUUCCUGCUUUUUACCCAGGCAGCCCGGGUUCAACUCCUGGUAUGGGAAGUAGAGUCCAGUGUCUUUCCUAAUACAUUGAUCACCAAUCAAAUGAAAUCCAUUUCACCAAUUAUAUUUAAUUACUGACAACUUUAUGAAAUCGAAUGAGAUUUUUUCAGGGAUUGCUGAGAAUAUUCCUGGUUCAAUGCAAGUUAAGCUCAAUCGACAGCAUUUGUGUCAUAAUGUUUAUUACCACAAAAAUUUAUUUCGACUCGUCCCUCCUUUUCUUUAAAAAAAGCACAAAUCUGUGUUCCAGUGAGACACUUACAAUGGAAGUCAAUGGGGUCAAUUUUUGGAGGGUUUAAAUGCAGAAAUGUGAAGCUUAUAAUUUUAUAAAAGUAUUUAGAUGAAUUCUUCUGUUAAAACGCAUGUAUUAUUUCAGCUGUAAUUUGUUUAAAUUGUUGUUUUAGGAGGUUUUAGUGUUUACGCCAUCAUGGCAAAAGUUGUCAAAUUGACUAUGACUUUACACAAAAAAGGUCAUAGUAAGAUCUUGUUAAAGGUGCACUCAGUAACCUUUUGCUCUUGUCAUCUUGGACUUGGAUUCAGCAUCAUUUAAAAUCAAAAGUUUUCAGUCACAGAUGCUAUUGUAGAAAUUCACUAUUCACAAUCAGCCAUGAUUCAUUUAAUCCAAGAGUGAGUGUCAAAUAACAAGACGUUUACUGAGAUUGAAUGAGUAGCAUUCAGCUGGUCAUGUGAUUCUAAAAUGGCAGCUGCCCCAUGUAGAAUAAAACAGCUUGUAUAAGGUUACUGAUAUGACUAGAGUCCUCAUCUCAUGUGAGUGCUCAUGAUUUUAUACAUAUGUUUCAAAAUAACAAUUCAUUUCUUUAGGAGUAAAACUUUUUUAAUGGGGAAAGAAUGGCUGAGUGCACCUUUAACACACAUAUUGUUUACGUCUUGUGUCUAUACUUUUGAAACAGUGAGUAUUUUAAUGUUUACAGAUUGACCCCAUUGACUUCCAUUGUAAGUGUCUCACUGGAACACUGAUUUGUGCUUUUUUUUUUUUUUUUUUUUAAGAAAAGGAGAGAUGAGAUGAAAUUAUUUUUUGUGGUAAUCAACAUUAUGCCACAAAUACUGUUGAUUAAGUUUAACUUGUAUUUAAUCCGGAAUAUUCCUUUAACUAGGUCUGGUGGUUUUGGUAUCUAGAUCUGAUCUGGUGCUUUACUCAUCAAUAAGCUUUGUAUAUUUGUAUUUUGUUUUUCGAUUUACAUUAGAUGUUUCCUGCCUUGUCAUUGAUGGAAUCAGUGAAAUGUAUAAUUUUACUGAUUUUGGUUUUUAGAAAGUAUUACUAACGAACAGCUGAUGGAGUUGGACUAGUUAUGGUAAAUGUCUGCUAUCCUGAGUCUGCUGUCAGUACGCCACCGAGGAGGCGUAGAUAAAUUCAUAUUUCACUGUUUGCAACCUUUACUACACAGCAUUUUAUAGUCCAACCUGACAAACUGUUUGUUUGUUUGUUUGUUUGUUUUGGGGAAACUAAUUGUAAUAAUAUGGGCUGAGGACAUAACAUUGGCUGUUUGGCUUCUGGUGUCUAACCCAGUUUUACAUUUGAUUUUCUUCUGAAAUUCAGUUGCAUUGAUUUCUGCUUGACUGCACCUACCAUGUUCAGAUGGAAGGCUUUAACAAUAAUGGUAACUGUUAUUAUUUAUUUCAUUUUUGUGUUUGUUUUCUCUAAUUUGCAGUAACAUUCUGUUGGGGAAUUCAACAUUCCACCGGUGCCUACAAAUUCAGUGUUCCAAAACGGCUAAAGUUGAACUCCCAUGGACUUACAAAACACACUGGAUGACCAUUAACGUGGUUCUUUUUUAAUUCUUGGAAACUGAAAACUUUUAUAGUUGUUAUACAGCUGCAGCAGGUUAUUUUAAGUACAUCUGGACUUUUGAAGAAAAGUUUCGAUUAAUUAAGUCAGAAGCCAGAGUUCACAAAGUCCUGGAAACUUCAACUCAAAAUUGUAGUGGUUUAAAAGAAAAAUCAAAGAAAAGUGACUCGAUUUCCUCAAAACAUCCAUCCGUUUGUCUUGGAUUUUGUACCCUUUGCUCUUUUAAUAUAUGGUUGUAUUGUUUUUAUGUUAACCUAGUUUGGUGUUUUGGUGUACGAGUCGGUAUUUUACACAGUAUUGGAUCUCUUCGUGUACACUCUUUGUAAGCAGAGGUCAAUAUCAAACCAUUACUGUCCGUGUUAUGAAAUUCAUCCACAGGUAUCCUAUAUUACUCCUCUGUGUUACUCAUAAUUUGUUUUGAUUUUUUACAUUCAUUUUACUGCCAUGUUCGAAACAAAAUCCCAGACGGUCAUAUGCUGGGCUUUUGUCGAUUUAUUAUUCUUAGGAAUAGUUCAAAGGGAACAUUUACAAACUUGAUGACAUUGUGGCUUAAUCUGAUACAGAAGGCUUUGGAAAAACCAGCAAAAUAAUUGAAUUACAAUUGAAAUUCAAGCUCAAGCUUUACACGGAUCACUGACCUUCGGCAUUCUGUACAAGAGUAAAUGAAUGAAUUCCAAAUUGGAAUGCUGUAAUUCUCUCUCUAUUUAUUGUGCCAAGUGUCGGUACACUGUCUGGGUUGUUGAAAAGGAUCAGAAGCGGUAAGAAGCAGAGGGUGUGGCCCAAGACAUUGACCUUACCCUCCAUUUGGUUUUUGUUUCUGCUUUUCAUUCUGACCAUUAGUGCCUUUUAUUAUUUCAAGAGAGAAUCCUAGACUAGCUUUUAGGUUUUUGUAGUUCCCUUUUCCCACUCCUUACGAAAGAUCAACGGAUGUGGAUGUCUGGUUUCAAACUUAGCAGCAGCAAUAAGCGCAGAAGACAUUCAUUCUGUUUCGCAAGAGUGCAAAGAUGAUAUAACCGUUAGUGAAAUUAAACCGAGAUUGUACUGAAUUCUUCAGGUCAGCGAUCCUAAUAGCAAAUUCAGGGGUUUUAGCUAAAGUUAUUUUUCCAGAUUUAUCCUUGUUUGCCACAUUAUGAACAAAAAUUGUGAGACACGAAACACGUGUGGUGUUUUGGUGUUGGAGACUGGUGUUAUUUAGCUUCGUAUGGUGAGAUAGCUUAAGUGGCAUUGAUAGGAUUGUUGACAAUUGUGAGAAAGCGUUUGUCCUCUUUCUGUCCAAUUAGUUUGUUUCAUUUUUUUUAUUUUAUAUAUAUAUAAUCUUGAAUAUUUUUGACAUGGUUAAAUAAGCAUUACGAUUUCAGGAAACAGAAAACAUUUUGCAUCAACAAGCUAACGGUGCAAGUCGUAUCUUGUUUGUUGAGGCAUAAAAUUAAUAAAUACAGUCGCAAGCGAGGAUCAAAAUGAACUAAGUGCAAUUUUAAAAACAAUUUACUUGACAAAUAAAGUUUUCUGUUUGCUGGAAGUGAUAGCAUUGUGAUAUUCAACUAGCUGUGGAAGACUUAUUAUUGUGUUCCAGUAUUGAUCUAUACGGAAAGUUUGAUACCUUUAUAUAAAAUAACCACUUCAUCCAUAUGUUUGUAUUUAUUUGAAAUGUCGUGCAGAACUUUAUAAUGUGCACUAUUAUGUCAUAUGCAUGUUUUUCCACAGUCAUGGGUCUUUUACGCAGAACUGAAGACAAAUUUCAACUCCAAAAUAUUGGAAGACAAAAAGAGAAUGGGGCAGAAAUGUUUAGUUUUUAAUUGGUAUAUUACUGCUGAACUAACCAAGUUAAAGUAUUGUUCACUCUGUCUGUGUAGAGGUAGUCAUGCUGGCUAAAAUCAAUAAAUACGAAUAAAAAGUCACCCUGUA